Grus americana (Whooping crane) is the source of this 4600-nucleotide messenger RNA. Its product is annotated as hornerin-like. NCBI's taxonomy places the organism in Eukaryota, Metazoa, Chordata, Aves, Gruiformes, Gruidae. The transcript is spliced from 20 exons. Bases 972 to 3443 code for a protein of 823 amino acids. The record is from RefSeq and is a predicted model, not a curated record.
UGUCUCUGGGCCCAGCCGUCCCUGGAGUGAGUCCUGCGGCAGUUACUGAGCUGUGACGCCAGGCGACGCCAGGAGGGUGUCAGAGAUGUGUCAGCAUUGGUUUGGGAUUGUGGGGGAGGACUCCUCUCAUCGUUCCACUGCUCCAGCAUGGAGUCCCUCUCACGGGAGACAGUCCUUCACGAACUUCUCCAAUACACAGGCAGCCGCUCAAGCCAGAAGAGAAGAGAUCAAGACCACUGACACCUCUUGGAAAGAACCACUGAUGCAGACAAUUAGAGUUCUGAAACGGGACCUGGAGAGAGCAUGGAGCAUGCAGGAGGAGACCGCACGGCAACUGGCAGAAAUAAAAAGCUCCAAAUAGCAUUAUUUGCCUGACCUGGAGGGAAGAGUCCUUGCGUGCACGCAUGUAGCAUUUAAGGCUUUACCCCGGGUGACUCCACCUGGGACCCUCUCUCAUUUCCCGAGUCCCAGCUCCCAGCCCAUCCCCAUCCUCUGUCUCCACCGGGUACUGGCAAGGGGGCCCCGAAUCCAGACUUCAGCCUCCGACAGAGCACUCGGCGCUCACCCCCUCAGCCCACGGGGAAGCCAAGAAAAGCAUCAGGCCCCUUGAGGCUGCCGUUCCUUGGGCCUCUUCUUAAUCCCCGCUUCAGAAGAAGAGUCUAACCCAAAGGCAAGGCACUGAACAGAUCCCUUUUGACUGCAGACGUGCUCUUAGGGGGUAGCUCUGACACGCCAGUGCCCAUUGCCUCUCCCUGCCUGCAGCGGCAGCAACGCAGACGGAGACCCAGCAGGAGCAUCGACAACGUUCAAGGCCGUUUGCCCCAAAGCACCACAGGACAGAGUGGAAACGAAGGAAGAGCAACACGACGGAAGGGCAGCCUCUGGCAGCCUUCAGCAGAGGUGGCUCCAGGGAAGCAGCAGCCUCGACACCAAAGCUGCAGCGAGGAAGUGCCGGCCGCGAUGGGGAGGAGAUGGCUCUGGGCUGUCCCCACCUACUGCGGCGGGACUCUUCUCCCCUCCAGGUAGUGCGGGUACCGCCGAUACAGGAGGCGAGAGGUGAUGGGUGCCCCAGCUCAGGGCUCAGCUCCUCUGUUCGCGUCUGGAACCCGGCAGCGCCCGCCAAGUCCUGCCUGCCGCCGCUCCCCGGGGAGAGGCACAGUCCCGGUGCAUGGCCAGUGGACCCCUGGGAGCAGGAAAGCAACGGAGAAUCUGCUCCGGGCCAAGCAAAAGAGGUGUCAGCAUCCAGCACUCCCCACGGGGCAGGAGCUGCUGGAGCUACGCUGCUUUCACCCACUUGGUGGAGCGCAGACGAGCUUGCCGCAUACUUGGAGUCCGUCUUCCCUAAGUUGCAAGCAGAUGAAGAAGCCACCGAGGAGAUCAAGAGCUUUGGUGGAGAGGCACAGUCCCGGUGCAUGGCCAGUGGACCCCUGGGAGCAGGAAAGCAACGGAGAAUCUGCUCCGGGCCAAGCAAAAGAGGUGUCAGCAUCCAGCACUCCCCACGGGGCAGGAGCUGCUGGAGCUACGCUGCUUUCACCCACUUGGUGGAGCGCAGGCACAGUCCCGGUGCAUGGCCAGUGGACCCCUGGGAGCAGGAAAGCAACGGAGAAUCUGCUCCGGGCCAAGCAAAAGAGGUGUCAGCAUCCAGCACUCCCCACGGGGCAGGAGCUGCUGGAGCUACGCUGCUUUCACCCACUUGGUGGAGCGCAGGCACAGUCCCGGUGCAUGGCCAGUGGACCCCUGGGAGCAGGAAAGCAACGGAGAAUCUGCUCCGGGCCAAGCAAAAGAGGUGUCAGCAUCCAGCACUCCCCACGGGGCAGGAGCUGCUGGAGCUACGCUGCUUUCACCCACUUGGUGGAGCGCAGACGAGCUUGCCGCAUACUUGGAGUCCGUCUUCCCUAAGUUGCAAGCAGAUGAAGAAGCCACCGAGGAGAUCAAGAGCUUUGGUGGAGAGGCACAGUCCCGGUGCAUGGCCAGUGGACCCCUGGGAGCAGGAAAGCAACGGAGAAUCUGCUCCGGGCCAAGCAAAAGAGGUGUCAGCAUCCAGCACUCCCCACGGGGCAGGAGCUGCUGGAGCUACGCUGCUUUCACCCACUUGGUGGAGCGCAGGCACAGUCCCGGUGCAUGGCCAGUGGACCCCUGGGAGCAGGAAAGCAACGGAGAAUCUGCUCCGGGCCAAGCAAAAGAGGUGUCAGCAUCCAGCACUCCCCACGGGGCAGGAGCUGCUGGAGCUACGCUGCUUUCACCCACUUGGUGGAGCGCAGACGAGCUUGCCGCAUACUUGGAGUCCGUCUUCCCUAAGUUGCAAGCAGAUGAAGAAGCCACCGAGGAGAUCAAGAGCUUUGGUGGAGAGGCACAGUCCCGGUGCAUGGCCAGUGGACCCCUGGGAGCAGGAAAGCAACGGAGAAUCUGCUCCGGGCCAAGCAAAAGAGGUGUCAGCAUCCAGCACUCCCCACGGGGCAGGAGCUGCUGGAGCUACGCUGCUUUCACCCACUUGGUGGAGCGCAGACGAGCUUGCCGCAUACUUGGAGUCCGUCUUCCCUAAGUUGCAAGCAGAUGAAGAAGCCACCGAGGAGAUCAAGAGCUUUGGUGGAGAGGCACAGUCCCGGUGCAUGGCCAGUGGACCCCUGGGAGCAGGAAAGCAACGGAGAAUCUGCUCCGGGCCAAGCAAAAGAGGUGUCAGCAUCCAGCACUCCCCACGGGGCAGGAGCUGCUGGAGCUACGCUGCUUUCACCCACUUGGUGGAGCGCAGGCACAGUCCCGGUGCAUGGCCAGUGGACCCCUGGGAGCAGGAAAGCAACGGAGAAUCUGCUCCGGGCCAAGCAAAAGAGGUGUCAGCAUCCAGCACUCCCCACGGGGCAGGAGCUGCUGGAGCUACGCUGCUUUCACCCACUUGGUGGAGCGCAGGCACAGUCCCGGUGCAUGGCCAGUGGACCCCUGGGAGCAGGAAAGCAACGGAGAAUCUGCUCCGGGCCAAGCAAAAGAGGUGUCAGCAUCCAGCACUCCCCACGGGGCAGGAGCUGCUGGAGCUACGCUGCUUUCACCCACUUGGUGGAGCGCAGCUGUGUGAGCUCUCCGCGCAGCUGGAGUUGGAGUCCGAAAUAUCUCUGCAGCUCAAAGCUAGAAAUCAGGAGCUGCGAGAGCUGGCGGCUCUUCUGCCACAUCGCUUGGCGACUCCUGAGGAGGGUCAUGCCACAACAGCGCUGUAUGGAGAAGAGUGGGAGCAGCGAGCGCCAGAAGCAGACGGAGAGAUGCAUGGUCUCACUCCACGUCUGCAGACACAGGCAGCCGCUCAAGCCAGAAGAGAAGAGAUCAAGACCACUGACACCUCUUGGAAAGAACCACUGAUGCAGACAAUUAGAGUUCUGAAAUGGGACCUGGAGAGAGCAUGGAGCAUGCAGGAGGAGACCGCACGGCAACUGGCAGAAAUAAAAAGCUCCAAAUAGCAUUAUUUGCCUGACCUGGAGGGAAGAGUCCUUGCGUGCACGCAUGUAGCAUUUAAGGCUUUACCCCGGGUGACUCCACCUGGGACCCUCUCUCAUUUCCCGAGUCCCAGCUCCCAGCCCAUCCCCAUCCUCUGUCUCCACCGGGUACUGGCAAGGGGGCCCCGAAUCCAGACUUCAGCCUCCGACAGAGCACUCGGCGCUCACCCCCUCAGCCCACGGGGAAGCCAAGAAAAGCAUCAGGCCCCUUGAGGCUGCCGUUCCUUGGGCCUCUUCUUAAUCCCCGCUUCAGAAGAAGAGUCUAACCCAAAGGCAAGGCACUGAACAGAUCCCUUUUGACUGCAGACGUGCUCUUAGGGGGUAGCUCUGACACGCCAGUGCCCAUCGCCUCUCCCUGCCUGCAGCGGCAGCAACGCAGACGGAGACCCAGCAGGAGCAUCGACAACGUUCAAGGCCGUUUGCCCCAAAGCACCACAGGACAGAGUGGAAACGAAGGAAGAGCAACACGACGGAAGGGCAGCCUCUGGCAGCCUUCAGCAGAGGUGGCUCCAGGGAAGCAGCAGCCUCGACACCAAAGCCGCAGCGAGGAAGUGCCGGCCGCGAUGGGGAGGAGAUGGCUCUGGGCUGUCCCCACCUACUGCGGCGGGACUCUUCUCCCCUCCAGGUAGUGCGGGUACCGCCGAUACAGGAGGCGAGAGGUGAUGGGUGCCCCAGCUCAGGGCUCAGCUCCUCUGUUCGCGUCUGGAACCCGGCAGCGCCCGCCAAGUCCUGCCUGCCGCCGCUCCCCGGGGAGAGGUGAGGUGAGGCGGUGCAGUGCCCAUUCCUGCUGGGCCAUGAAGAGGAUCUGGCGGUUCCUGUGGGGCAGGAGGGCGCAGGGGGGGCCCGUGUCCUCAGGGAGCAGCGGUGGCAAUGAGCUGCGGCCGGAGGGCCGGGACGAGCUGUGCCGGGAGGCCACCACCAGCGACUUGUCCCCAGUGCAGCCGCUGGUGAAGCAGUGCGACAGCAAGUGCCAGGACAGGGACGACAGGCACAGUCCCGGUGCAUGGCCAGUGGACCCCUGGGAGCAGGAAAGCAACGGAGAAUCUGCUCCGGGCCAAGCAAAAGAGGUGUCAGCAUCCAGCACUCCCCACGGGGCAGGAGCUGCUGGAGCUACGCUGCUU